AUGGACCUCGAUACCGAUGUCCCUCCAGAACUGGUUGACAUCGAGGGCCAGGUGCAAAUAGAUGCUGAUGAUGACGUUGCUGUCAAAGUGCCCAUUACCAUCGUCACAGGGUACUUGGGAGCUGGCAAAACAACCUUGCUGAAUCACAUCCUUACCGCUCAACAUGGCAAGAGAAUUGCCGUGAUAAUGAAUGAGUUUGGAGAUUCCCUUGACAUUGAGAAGUCACUCACCGUCAAUCAGGGGGACGAUAGAGUAGAGGAGUGGUUGGAUGUGGGGAAUGGAUGCAUUUGCUGCUCGGUCAAGGAUACCGGGGUCAAUGCCAUCGAGUCUCUGAUGCAGAAGAAAGGCGCCUUCGACUACAUCUUGCUGGAGACGACGGGCUUGGCUGAUCCAGGAAACAUCGCGCCGCUGUUUUGGGUAGAUGAUGGUCUGGGCAGCACGAUCUAUCUGGACGGAAUAGUCACUCUGGUUGACGCCAAGAAUAUUCUGCGCAGCUUGGACGACCCCUCUGGGCAAGUGCAAGUGCAAGGCCAGGGGGACCAUGACAACCAUGGCCCGCUCAUGACAACCGCGCAUGUCCAGAUAUCCCAUGCCGAUGUCAUCGUCAUCAAUAAAGCAGACCUGGUUACUGAGGAUGAGCUUCAGAGGGUCAAGGCUCGUAUUCGGUUCAUCAAUGGUUUGGCAAAGCUCCACAUCACGGAGAAGAGUGUGGUUCCUCAGCUGCAAGGCUUCUUACUCGACUUGCAUGCUUACGACCAGUUUAACGAGGAAGAGGAGAGGCUCAAAGGUCAUAGUCAUCUGGAUCCUACGAUUUCAACCAUAUCCAUACCGGUUCCGCGCGUACGUCAUGACAAAGUGCAAGACAUAGACAAAUGGCUGCGUUCUGUCCUGUGGGACAGCAAAUUACCGGAGGACGAAGGAGGAGAUUUUGAAAUUCACCGAUCCAAGGGCCGUGUUAUUUUGCAAGACGGGAGCGCCAAGAUGCUGCAGGGCGUGAGGGAAGUGUUCGAGCUCGUUGAUCCUCCCCAAACAGGUGAGACGCAACCAGACCAGGGCAAAAUCAUCUUCAUAGGCAGAGGUCUCGUAGAGCACGAUUUUGUGCGUAGUUUUGAACGUGCAGUGAGGUGA
This is a messenger RNA of Ustilaginoidea virens, 1128 nucleotides long. RefSeq lists its product as uncharacterized. Bases 1 to 1128 code for a protein of 375 amino acids. Lineage: Eukaryota; Fungi; Ascomycota; Sordariomycetes; Hypocreales; Clavicipitaceae. The transcript is spliced from 6 exons. The record is from RefSeq and is a predicted model, not a curated record. Gene Ontology annotation, cellular component: cytoplasm.